AUGGACAAUUCCAGGAAUGCUAGUCUUAAACCAGUGCAAGCGUCCAACCUCCCCGCCUUGAUUGUUGUCCAAAGCGUUUUUCUUACACUGAUAAUGAUAGUUAGCGCCGUAGCUAACAGCUUUAUAUGUCGCUGUAUUCUGGUUCACCGAUCUCUACGAACGAUUACGAACUCUUUUAUCUUUAAUCUCGCGGCUACAGAUUUCUUGUUAUCCGUGCUGUGUAUGCCUUUUGCUUUGGUGUCCGCCAUCACCGGCCGAUGGGUAUUUGGCGAGGUCAUGUGUAAGCUUACAGGGUUUCUGAUCUCAGUUCUGUGUAUUGCGUCUAUUCUAACUUUGGUUUUAGUAGCUAUCGAUCGAUAUCUGGCGAUAUGUCGUCCACUGAAAUACUGCAUCCUAGUCACGCACAGGAAAAGUGUAAUGAUGUUGGUAUAUGUUUGGCUUCAUGCUGCUGUAUGCUCCAUUCUGCCUGUCAUUGGCUGGGGACAGGGCUACAAAUUUGUUGUUGAAGAAUCAAUUUGCCGGCCGGAGUUCGGAAAACCUACAGCUGAUAACGGCUACACAAUAUUUUUAUUCAUAACUUGUUUUGUUGGGCCAUUUUCAAUAAUCGCAUUCACAUAUGUCUCCAUUCUGUUCACAGCCAGGAGACAAUUUCGCCGGGUUCAUCAAGCCAAAGUGACCCCGCCUAACCCGAUUAACAGCACGCAACCAAGCAGUUCCCAACUCAACGUUAUCACAGACUACCAUGGUGAAACCACCAUUGCUCAUACGCCAGAAAACACUAUUGUAGGAGAAGAAAUAACUUCUGCGACUAACACCUCACGUUUCAAGAAGUUAUAUACCUCAAGGAUCAUAAAGAACAGACGACGGCAAAAGGCGAGGGGUUUUAAAAUGCUUUGGUUAAUUGUGGCGGUUUUUCUAAUCUGUUGGAGCCCUUACUUUAUUUUCAUAUUCUAUAGCUCUAUUCAUCACCGUCGUUUCUCCAGAACAGUCAAGGUACCAGUCAUGCUCCUAACGUUUCUCAAUAGUGCCUUAAACCCAUUUUUAUACGGGUUUUUGAACGGAAAAUUUCGGUCAAGCUUGUGGGAGUCAAUUGGAGAGAAGUUUGCUUUCUGCAAGUGGAAACAAAACGAGACAAAAUCGAGAGUGCAUCAUAUUAAUUGA
This is a messenger RNA of Porites evermanni, 1161 nucleotides long. The record is from the annotation of a GenBank genome assembly. NCBI's taxonomy places the organism in Eukaryota, Metazoa, Cnidaria, Anthozoa, Scleractinia, Poritidae.